GAAAAUCCAGAUAUAGAGUUGGCCUAAUAUUAGCAGAGCGUCUCUCUUCUUCUUCUUCCAAGUUGAGCUAUAAAGGCAGAGUCCAACUAAAAAUAGCACAAACUCCAUAACCAUAUCUUCUGCUUCGCAAGCCGUAUUCCAAUUGGGGGAGAAACUCACAAAAUCAAAACGAUAACAAAUUCAUUUUUUCCUUUUUCUUUUUUUCUUUUCUGGGUUGUGGGUUGUAUCAUUUUCAGUUUCUCUGUUUAUGAUUUGUUCUACAGGAAGAACGAUUGUAACACCAGGAGGAACUAUCACUCCAAUCUCUCCACCCAUAAAAAACCCAUCUCAUUUCUCUCAUUUUACUUCAAUUCUCGCCCCAAAAUCAUACCCUCUUCUUAUUUUCACAAGAAUUUCACUCUUACACCUCAAAACUCAAUUGAUUCUUACUAGAAAACCACCACCACUAUCUUCAUUAAUGGCAAUGGACCGCUCUGCAGCUUCCUCGUCCUUGAUGCUAACGUCUGGUGCCAGCGGAAGGAUUAAUGCGUUAUUUUCUGUACAAGCGUUGAAGAGUUUUUUAAUACUGAUAAACGCUGUCGUUUUAUUUCUGCUUCUUCCCUUUCGCGGCCGGAGACGGACGGUGCCAAUUAGUUCAUCGACAGAGAAGCCUAAAGAUUUUGAGAAGCUUCAGGAUUGUGGGUCCCAGCGGAAGAUGGUGCGGGUCCCAGCGACAAUCGUGCCGUGGAAAAGUAGCUCAUCAUCUGGUAGUGGUGGAGUGGUGGUGGAUCAGGAGGUGGCGACCAGGAGGGCCCUUGCAAUCCGCCGGGUGUUACAGGACGAUGACCCCAAUUCAUUGAGGGAGUCUUCGCUGUUUGUUACUGCCAGAGGAGACACCCUGUUUACCCAGUUGUGGACCCCUGUUUCUGUCAGAAUCAGGGGACUGGUUGUUCUUAUGCAUGGCCUAAAUGAACAUAGUGGCAGAUACAAUGAUUUUGCAAAGCAGCUGAAUGCUCAUGGGUUUAAGGUUUAUGGAAUGGAUUGGAUUGGACAUGGUGGGAGUGAUGGCCUACAUGCAUAUGUUCCUGCUCUUGAUUAUGCUGUUAGCGAUUUGAAAAAUUUUCUUGAUAAAGUUUUAGGAGAAAAUCCCGGCCUUCCAUGUUUUUGCUUUGGACACUCAACAGGAGCAGCCAUUGUCCUGAAGGCGGUGCUAGAUCCAAAAGUGGAAGCCCGUGUAGCUGGUGUAGUACUGACUUCCCCUGCAGUAGGAGUUCAACCAUCCCAUCCUAUUUUUGUGGUACUAGCUCCAAUUUUCUCAGUUUUGUUGCCAAGGUUGCAACUUAGUGCUGCGAACAAGAAGGGUACGGUAGUGUCUCGCGAUCCGGAGGCACUGAUAGCCAAGUAUUCAGACCCACUAGUGUACACUGGAUCCAUUAGGGUAAGAACUGGAUACGAAAUUCUCCGGAUUACAACCUACCUGCAGCAAAAUCUAACCAAAAUGAGAGUACCAUUUCUAGUUCUGCAUGGUACAGCUGACACCGUAACUGACCCAGAAGCUUCAAAAAAACUUUACGAUGAAGCAUCCUCAACGGACAAAACCAUAAAAUUAUGUGAAGGAUUAUUACAUGAUCUCAUAUUUGAACCAGAAGGACAAGAGAUUGUGAAUGACAUAAUUGAGUGGUUGGGUUGUAGGCUAUAAGUUUUGAUAGUGCAACAAAAGAAAAAAAUAUUGGAUAGUUUAGCCAAGAAGUAAAAGAGAAUUGCUGCUUGAAUGAAGCUUUCCAAUGAAUUAAGUAGACCAGAAGAAGUUGUGCUGCAGAAUAAGAUUUUAAUGAUUGUUGAAACCUGAACCUCUGUUGCUUUGUGAUUGAUUGUAAUGCUAUUUGAAUACCAAGCAUUCUUGUGAAUGUUAUGUAAACUGCCUUUUGCUUUUGCUCUUUAUCUGGUUGUAGUUAACUAAGAAGCAAGAAGCUUAAAUAUGAGACUCAACUAGCUAA
Messenger RNA from Manihot esculenta (cassava), 1976 nucleotides. RefSeq names its product monoacylglycerol lipase. The coding region runs from base 248 to 1678 and encodes 476 amino acids. Gene Ontology annotation, cellular component: membrane. Gene Ontology annotation, molecular function: lipase activity. NCBI's taxonomy places the organism in Eukaryota, Viridiplantae, Streptophyta, Magnoliopsida, Malpighiales, Euphorbiaceae. The transcript is spliced from 7 exons. The record is from RefSeq and is a predicted model, not a curated record.